Molecule: messenger RNA, 3611 nt
Organism: Cuscuta europaea
Lineage: Eukaryota; Viridiplantae; Streptophyta; Magnoliopsida; Solanales; Convolvulaceae
Source: the annotation of a GenBank genome assembly
AAUUGUCUAUCAUAUAUAUUAGUGCUAUUUAGGAAUAAGUAGUAACAUUAUUACUUUAGAUUUCCAAAAGCCAUUUAUUCAUGUUUUGGGACUUUCACUUUUUUUAAGACCAAGUAUGUUGUUAUUGGCUUAUUGCCGUGCCGUGUCAUCUUUUAACUACGGAUCUUGUUAAACGGCUUAAACCCGGAUUUAACAAAGUUACGUUUGUUAAUUUAAAAAAAAAAUGCGUUUGUUUGGGAUUAUAAAAAUCACAACACUUCUGGAAUUAAAUAAUUUAUUGCUAUCAUUUCGUUUCGAUUUGGGACGUAAUUUGACAAAUAGUUGGUGUGCUGUAACCAGGAGACUUCAUGAAUCGGUAACGAGGAGAAGAGUCUUAGAGGCGACGGCAGAGACCCAGCAAUGCCUUACCGGAAACCCGAUAGAUGACUGCUGGAAAUGCGACCCCAACUGGGCAAACAACCGCCAGAGACUGGCGGAUUGCGGCAUUGGGUUCGGAAAAGCCGCGAUCGGCGGUAAAGGGGGGCGAUUCUACACCGUCUCCGACCCGUCGGACGACCCCGCGAGCCCGAAGCAGGGAACUCUCCGCCACGCAGUGAUUCAAAACGAGCCGCUCUGGGUCAUAUUCGCGGCCGACAUGACCAUCAAACUCAAAGCACAGCUGAUCUUCAAUAGCUUCAAGACCGUGGACGGUCGCGGCGCCGCCGUGCACAUCACCGGCAACGGCUGCAUAACCGUAAAAAAUGCGACGAACAUCAUCAUUCACAACAUCUUCGUGCACAACUGCCUUCCCUCGUCGAAUGAAGUCAUAUGCUCGACGCCCACAAAAUGUGGGAGUAGAGGCAGAGCGGACGGCGACGGGAUCACCAUCCGUAGUUCUAGUCGGAUCUGGAUUGACCACUGCGAUUUAUCGAGUUGUACGGACGGUUUGCUUGAUGUCACCCGGGGCUCCACCGCGGUCACCAUCUCCAAUUGCUACUUUUCCCACCACGACAAGGUCAUGCUGCUCGGUCACACAAAUGGGUUCUUAGCCGAUUCCCAUAUGCAGGUGACAGUGGCCUUUAAUCACUUUGGAGAAGGUUGUGUGCAAAGAAUGCCAAGAUGUCGAAGAGGAUAUUUUCAUGUGGUGAACAAUGACUACACGGAAUGGAAAAUGUACGCCAUCGGCGGCAGUGAUAACCCCACUAUCAACAGCCAAGGCAAUCGCUUUAUUGCACCUAAUGAGGAUGAAUUCAAAGAGGUGACAAAGCGGAUAGAUACAAACGAAAACGAGUGGAAAGGAUGGAAUUGGAGGACGCAGGGGGACAUGUUGGUCAACGGAGCGGUCUUCGUCCCAUCCGGCGACGGUCUGAGCAACAUCUUCACUCAGGCCUCCAGCCUCGACCCUCACUCCGUCCUUUUCAUGGACCAGCUCAUCACCCACGUCGGCGUCCUCCCUCUUCCCACUGGGUACGUAGAUACGUUUUAUUAUAUUAUAUUGCUUCCCUCUUAUUCUUUUAGUUAAUCGAUAGCGUAGCUCACCUGAUAGAAACUGAAUGUCAUAAAAGAGAGAUUCUGAGUUCAACUGUAAGCAAUGACUUGAGAUGGAACUCACUUUCACUCUCUUUUCGAAUGAGAUCAAAGUUCAACUCACGUUUUCCAAAAUAAUUGUUCGGUUAGUUGUGGGGGCCCUAAGGGAUGGAGGAUCAUCCUUUUUUUUUCAAUUACUUAAUUAAUUACACUUACCAACUUAACCUAUAAAAAUGUCCAAACAUAUUGACAUAUAUCGACAUAUAUACAAAUACAAAACAUUAAUUUAUGGCUCAUAUAAAAUGGUAGAAGAGAGAUGCAUAUUAUUGAUUCCAUUAGUAGUACUACUAAUUUAUUUUUUUCAUUAUAUUUAUGUAGUAAAUAUGUUAUCUGAUUGGGAAGGUAGUAUACCCUAGGGUCAGUUUGGUCGAGGGAUUUUGAGGGAGAGGGAAGGGUAGGCCUGAUUUUUUACUUUACUAAUUAUACAGUUAUAGUAAUAACUACGUAGUAUAUAACUAGUUAGGUCAUGUAUUUUUAUAUUCUAUUUUAUGUUUACUUUGUCUCAAUUUCUCUAAAUGUAAAAAUUAUUUUAAAUAUAAAUAUGACAUUUCCCCUCCCGUCUCCUCCGAAACCCCUCAAUCAAACUGGCCCUAACCCCUCAAUCUAAAAAUUAUUUUAAAUAUAAAUAUGACUAGUCUGUUUUUAAUGUUUAAAUAAUUUUUCUUCAUUAGUAAUAUAGAAUUUUUUACCCUCUAUUACGUGUAUGCAUCUCUAAUUUUUAUGAAUCUUUUGAAAUGAGUUUUGCGUGUUCGGUUAGCAAGCAUACAUUGUAUAUUUUAAACUAUUUCAAUAAUUAAGCUUAUUUUAGUAAUCAGCAUGGAUAAUAUCAUAAACUUUAUUAAAGCCUUGCUUUAGUAGGAGCUUCUUUUUUACCAGUGGAUCGGGGAGGGGGACUGGGAGGUCUUGCGUGUGUAUUUUUUAAAAAUAAUUCAUUAAUGCUCGUUUUUAACAUAACUGAAAACUCUAAAUAAUCAAAAAAAAAAAUUGACAUAAUAUUUUGAGCAUUUGUAAUUACCACAUUUUUUAUGAAAAAACAAUCUUAAAUGAAAUGAACCAUGUAGCUAGAUAUGAAAUGCAAUUCAAUUGGGUUUGAAACCUGACAACUGCGAUAAGAUGUUACUACAUAAAAAUGCAUAGGGCCUCUGCAAGUACUUGAACCAGAGUCUCACUUGUUAUCUGUCAGUUUUGAUUAAAAUUUAAUUUACAUCCUAUCACUUAAUUGUUCUGACGAUAUUGGGGUCAUGAGGGAUGAAGUGUUAUCCCUAAAAAAAAGAUGACACCCCAUCCCUGAGGGCCUCCCAACCCCGAUCGGACGAUACGUUGAGAGAAUGUAAAUUGGACUAUAAUCACAAUCUAACAGAUAGAGAGUGAGGUUCUAUCCCCGGUACUUGCAGAGGCUCUAUGCAUUUUUAGCAUAGUAACCACUCAUCGCAGUUGUCGGGAUUCGAACCCAUGACCUAACCCUUGUGGCACUCCCUUGCUCCCAGUUGAGCUACGUCCACCGCUAUGAAAUGUUAUCCUUUUUUUAUGAAAAGAAAUUCAAUUUCCACUAUAAUUGACAUUCUACAGGAAUAACCCGACGCAUGUACCUUCUUCUAGCGGGGCAAUACCUGUACCUUCUGAUGGCGGGGCAGCGCCUGUACCCUACGGUAGUGGGACAAUACCUGUACCUUCUGAUGGUGGGGCAAUGCCUGUACCCUACGGUGGUGACGGUGGUGGGACAACGCCCGAAUCCUAUGUUGGAGGAGGGACAACCAAUUUCGCAGACAACCACCAGAGUAGCGCUCCGUGUGCAGUAUUAUCUAGAGCUAUUGCAACCAAUCUUUUCUUGUCGUCUCUUCUAAUUAUCCUAAACAAUUUACCAUAACCACCAUCCAUGGUUAAUUAUGGUUUUCGAUAUUUAAUAAUGGAAAAUAAAAUAUAUAAAAAACAAAAUAAAUAUGUAUCAUGCAUGUGCCCACCUUACUGUACAUAAUUGAUUAUUGGAAUUGAUCGAUACUAGGCUGGUCCUGAAUGUUUUAAUUGGAUGUAUGUCACGUACUCAC